Molecule: messenger RNA, 6603 nt
Organism: Pongo pygmaeus (Bornean orangutan)
Lineage: Eukaryota; Metazoa; Chordata; Mammalia; Primates; Hominidae
Gene: ZNF470
Product: zinc finger protein 470
Exons: 7
Coding region: 3341-5341 (666 amino acids)
Biological process (GO): regulation of transcription by RNA polymerase II
Cellular component (GO): nucleus
Molecular function (GO): RNA polymerase II cis-regulatory region sequence-specific DNA binding; DNA-binding transcription activator activity, RNA polymerase II-specific
Source: RefSeq, a predicted model, not a curated record
UGUAUUUCAGUUUGGGAAAUUUCUAUUAACAUAUCUUCAAGCUCACCCAUUCAUUUCUCAGAGUGUCUUAGUCUACUGAUGAGCUCACUAAAGGUAAUCUUCAUGUCUGUUACAAUGGUUUUCAAUUGCUAGGAUUUCCUUUUGAUUCCUUCUUACAGUUUGCAUCUCUCUGCUUAUAUUACCCAUCUGUUCCUGCAUGUUGUCUACUUUUUCCAAGAUGCUUCUCCUUCUGUGGGCUUCCCUAAGAACUCCUUCUUAAAUAGAGUCUGUGCCUUGCAGCUUUCUCUGUUGUAAUCUACUGUUAUUGACCAGAGCCCCAUUAGUGUGGCAGUGAGGUACAGUGGGGAGGGAAGCAUUCUAUAAUCUUAUUAUUAAAUACUAUUUUUCUAGUGGGCUUGAGGACUUGUACUGUGAUCUUCAGAAGCACUUCUUAGCCUUUCAAAAAUCCUGCCUUACUGAAACAGACAGGCUAUAGAGGGACUGGAGCUGGCCAACUGCCUCUCCCCAAGGUCCAACAAGACUCUAGUAAGUAGUUUUUCUUGGAGUGCAGGUGUUUAUUAUGGAGAAUGCUGUGGUUACUUUUCUCCUCCUCUUGCCCAAAACCCUGAGAUUUUUCCCCAUUCUUUACUGAGAGAAUUUGAUAGGGUUUCUGGAGGUAAAAUUCACGAAAGUGUGGGGGCCCAUCUAAGAUUAGGCCCCUAGGAGUUAACUCACAAGUUAGCCCACACUAAGCCUCCAGCAAUUCAUCAAAAUUAUAAAAGUUUCUACCAGUUUAUAGCUCCAGUGGCUUCUGCUUCAAGUAAGCUAAUCUUGGCUGUAAUUUUAUGUAUUUUUCUUUCUCAGGAUUUUGGGGUGUCAGUUACCUUUCUAUCUUCAGUUCUCUGAUGGAUCUAAGAAAAGUUGAUUUUCAGUUUGUUGAAUGAUUUUGUUGUUGUGAGGAUGGGAAUGAAGGGUUCCGAGCUCUUUAUACGCCAGAACUAAAAUGAGAAUAUUAUCAUUUUUAUCCAACUCAAAUAACCACAAAAGUUACAAGCUCUAAGAUGAUAUUUGCUGUUUCAUAGAGAAAGUAUCUUCACAGCUAGACUUGGCUUUAUUAUGUUGUUUAUGAUGUCUGACAUAAAUUGGAUCCAGGAGAGUCCAGUCUAGCUGUCACUGUGUGGCCUUGAGUGAUUGAGUGUGACUGGGAGGGUGAGUUAAUUUCUGGUGAGCCAGUAUCUAUGAUGCUGUGUCUUGGUAAGCUGGGGCUGCUAUAACAAAAUAUCAUAGACUAAGUGACUUGACUAAGAGACUUUAUUUUUCACAGUUCUGGAGGCUGGGAAGUUAAAGUGCUGGCACAUUCAGUUCUUGAUGAGGGCCCUGUUGGCUUGCAAAUGGGUUACAUCCUGCUGUGUCCUCACAUGGCCUUUUCUUGGUGGUUGUGUAAACAUGGAGACCCCUCCUUCCUCUUUUUUUAUAAGUGCACUGACCCCAUCUUAAGGGCAUAACCCUUAUGACCUAAUCUAAAUCCAGUUACCUCCCCAAAGUCCCACCUCCUAAUGUCAUCACAUUAGGGGUUAGGGUUUCACCAUAUUAAUUUUGGGAGGACAUAUUCAGCCCAUAACAUGUUGUGUCAUGGUGAGACUGGCAAUGCUAGAUUUCGUGAUUUCCUAAAAAAUAAAAUAAAAAAACUAAGCACUUACUAUGUGCUGUUUUAGUCACUGAGAAUAUAACCCUGAGCAGGACGGAAGCUGUGUGCCUUCUUGGAACCCUCCUUCUAGCAGGGAGAGAUAAAAUGGGGUGGGGGGAGGUGAGAGGCGUACUGUAUAUCAGAAAGCGGUAACAAGUAGGCAUGAAAUAAAACAGGUUCCACACGCGCACCAUCAGAAAGUCACAAGUGUGCAAAGCAGACAAAUCCCAAUCUCUCCACUUUUCUAUCGGGUAGGCCCCGCCCGCGCCCCAAGCCCCGCCCUGUCAUGGUUUUCCUCUCCAGAGGUAGCCGCUACGCCUUACCGACUGCGUUUCAGUGCUGUCCCACUGCUCCUGCACACCCCACGCCUGCGACCCUACCCACCACGGACAGGCGCUCCUGCGAGCUGGAAGCCAGUUCUCUGCGUCCUGAGCCUGGCAGCUGCAUCUGAACACUCGGAGCCUGGCGAUGGCUUCCAGAAACCCCUGCGCCGUGGGUCGCUUCAGUGAAGGGGCCUGUACUUCGGCGACCCAGACUCCGGGCUGAAAGGCCUCCUAAUCCAACCAAGAGGACCAGGAGAGGCCCCAAAGGGGACACAGGGCAGUGACCGCCAGGCUUGGAGAGGAGCCGCUCCUGGCAAAGCCGGCGCCCGAUUUCUGAACUCCGCCUCCGUUCGGGACUACACUUCCCAGGGGCUAUUGCGGCGGAGGACACGCCCACUUCCGGAGAGGACCCGAAGCCGGGCGAGUGCACGCCCCGCCGGGUGCUGAGGAGAAGGCAGGUCUGGGCUGGGAGGUGGCCGAGGCUGGACUGGGGCGCGGCGGGGGCGGUGUCCCGGCUCCUGCGUGGGAGGCGGGCGUGAGCGUGCGCGUGUGGCCUGGUGGCUGUGAGUGCCCAUACGUGGUGAGCGUGUGGUGCGGCGGUGAGGAGGGGCGAGCGCGCCCGGGGAUGGCGGCCCGAUGUGUGACUGUCCGGUGCGUGGCCGCGAAUCUGCGCCUGCGUGCACGUCCCGGCGGCGUGCAGAAGGCGGUGUGUGUUGGAAUGAGUGAAGCACUUCAAGUGGCCAAGAGCAGGAAACCCGGCCGGAGGAGGCUUACUCCGUCCUCCCCUGUAUCGACUGCGUAGCGCCCAGUGUGGGCAAAGUCCUAGAGCCCGGGGAAGUUGUCCGGGCGGGGCAGCCUGUGCUGAAGCAUUUCCUGUCAGCCCUAUCUGGAAGGGGCAGAGCUCAGGACAUGGCUCCAUGUCCACAGGACAGCGAGGAGCGAAGACCAUGGGGACUGAGCACACAGAUGAAGGCACCAAAGCAUAGAGAGGAUAAGUAAUCACUAGCAAGUGGAAGAACCGGGAUUCAGAUCCAGAACAGGCUGACUCCAGAGUCACUGGCUGUCAUGUAGUCUCCUCAACUACUGCCUCAGCUCUACAAUCCCAGAGUAAAGCUCUUCUCCAAAUGAAGAGCCAGGAAGAGGUAGAGGUGGCAGGAAUUAAACUUUGUAAAGCCAUGUCCCUGGCAUACCUCUUAACAUCUCAAGAACACUAAGAUUUCUUAGAAAAUAUUGUGGAGAUUGAAAUCAUGUUCAUCAGGGUUCAGUGACUUUCACAGAUGUGGCCAUAGACUUUUCCCAAGAUGAAUGGGAGUGGCUGAAUCUUGCUCAGAGAAGUUUGUACAAGAAGGUGAUGUUAGAAAACUACAGGAACCUAGUUUCAGUGGGUCUUUGCAUUUCUAAACCAGAUGUGAUCUCCUUACUGGAGCAAGAGAAAGACCCUUGGGUGAUAAAAGGAGGGAUGACCAGAGGCCUGUGCCCAGACUUGGAGUGUGUGUGGGUGACCAAGUCAUUAUCUUUAAACCAGGAUAUUUAUGAAGAAAAAUUACCCCCAGCAAUAAUAAUGGAAAGACUUACAAGCUAUGACCUUCAAUGUUCAACAUUAGGGAAAAACUGGAAAUGUGAAGACUUGUUUGAGAGGGAGCUUGUAAACCAGAAGACACAUUUUAGACAAGAGACCAUCACUCAUAUAGAUACUAUUAUUGAAAAAAGAGACCACUCUAACAAAUCUGGGACAGUUUUUCAUCCGAAUACAUUAUCUUAUAUAAAACAGAUUUUUCCCAUGGAAGAGAGAAUAUUUAAUUUUCAUACAGAUAAGAAAAGCUUAAAAACACAUUCAGUUGUGAAAAAACACAAGCAAGACUGUGGAGAAAAGAAACUUUUAAAAUGUAAUGACUGUGAGAAAAUAUUCAGCAAAAUCUCAACCCUUACUCUUCACCAAAGAAUUCAUACAGGAGAGAAACCCUAUGAAUGUAUUGAAUGUGGAAAGGCCUUUAGCCAGAGUGCCCACCUUGCUCAACAUCAGAGAAUACACACAGGAGAAAAACCUUUUGAAUGUACUGAAUGUGGGAAAGCCUUUAGCCAGAAUGCUCAUCUUGUUCAACACCAGAGAGUUCAUACUGGAGAGAAACCUUAUCAGUGUAAGCAGUGUAAUAAAGCAUUCAGCCAGCUUGCACACCUUGCUCAACAUCAGAGGGUCCACACUGGAGAGAAACCCUAUGAAUGUAUUGAAUGUGGGAAGGCUUUUAGUGAUUGUUCAUCCCUAGCUCAUCAUCGAAGGAUUCACACUGGGAAAAGACCUUAUGAAUGUAUUGACUGUGGGAAAGCUUUCAGGCAGAAUGCUUCUCUUAUACGUCAUCGGCGAUAUUAUCAUACUGGAGAGAAACCCUUUGACUGUAUUGAUUGUGGGAAGGCUUUCACUGAUCACAUAGGACUUAUUCAGCAUAAGAGAAUUCAUACUGGAGAGAGACCUUACAAAUGUAAUGUGUGUGGGAAGGCUUUUAGCCAUGGCUCAUCUCUGACAGUACAUCAGAGAAUUCAUACAGGAGAGAAACCUUAUGAAUGCAAUAUCUGUGAGAAAGCCUUCAGCCAUCGUGGGUCUCUUACUCUUCAUCAGAGAGUUCAUACUGGAGAGAAACCCUAUGAAUGUAAAGAAUGUGGGAAAGCUUUCCGGCAGAGCACGCAUCUGGCUCAUCAUCAGAGAAUUCAUACUGGAGAGAAACCUUAUGAAUGUAAGGAAUGCAGCAAAACCUUCAGCCAGAAUGCACACCUUGCGCAACAUCAGAAAAUACACACUGGGGAGAAACCUUAUGAAUGUAAGGAAUGUGGUAAGGCCUUCAGUCAGAUUGCACACCUUGUUCAGCACCAGAGAGUUCAUACUGGUGAGAAGCCUUAUGAAUGUAUUGAAUGUGGGAAGGCCUUUAGUGAUGGCUCAUAUCUUGUUCAACAUCAGAGACUCCACACUGGCAAAAGACCGUAUGAAUGUCUUGAAUGUGGGAAGGCAUUCAGACAGAGGGCAUCCCUGAUUUGUCAUCAGAGAUGUCAUACUGGUGAGAAACCUUAUGAAUGUAAUGUUUGUGGGAAAGCCUUUAGCCAUCGUAAAUCCCUUACUCUACAUCAGAGAAUUCAUACAGGAGAGAAACCUUAUGAGUGUAAGGAAUGUAGCAAAGCCUUCAGCCAGGUUGCCCAUCUUACUCUACAUAAGAGAAUUCAUACUGGAGAAAGGCCCUAUGAGUGUAAAGAAUGUGGAAAAGCCUUCAGGCAGAGUGUACAUCUUGCUCAUCAUCAGCGAAUUCAUACCGGAGAGUCAUCAGUUAUUCUCUCUUCUGCCCUCCCAUACCACCAAGUCCUAUAGAUUCAAUCUUGUAAAUGGUUCUAGAAUCCAUCUGCUUUUUUCCAGCACAUGUCCCAUCAUCAUAGUCCAAGACGCAACCAUCUCAUAUGGAUUUCUGCGGUAGCAUAACUGUUGCCCGUUUUGCUCCUAUCAACUACAUGUUUAACACUGUAGGCAGCCUAACCUUUUAAAAAUAAAAAUACAUAUUUAUGUUAUUUUCCCAUUUAAAACACUUGAUUUGAAAAAUAUAUUAAUUCAUUUCAAGGAUUUAGCACACACUGGCAUAUAGUUAUUGCUAAAUAAAUGCUAGCCAUUAAGGUAAGGUUUCCUUACAAACUAUCAUAUUAAGCAGCAAGUAAACCAAACAGUAAGUCAAGACUAAGAUUUUAGAGCAGACAGAAGAUUACUCUCCUGGUAGAGAGGAAAGAUGAACAAACUCAGAAUUGAAAGAUUUAUGGUACACGAGGUAACAUGGUGGCUUAUACUCCCUCUGUGACAUUGUUGAUGAGCAACUCUCACUUGACCUGACACUGAGAAGAGAGAAUCGGCCAAUUAGAACAAAAGCUUUUAGCUGGGUGCGGUGGCUCAUGCCUGUAGUCCCAGCACUUUGGGAGGCUGAGGCAGGCAGAUUGCUUGAGCUCAGGAGUUCGAGACCAACCUGAGCAACAUGGUGAAACCCUGUCUCUACAAAAAAUACAGAAAUUAGCUAGGCGUGGUGGUGCACACCUGUAGUCCUAGCUACUCCGGAGGCUGAAGCGGGAGGAUUGGUUGAGCCCAGGAGGUAGAGGUUGCAGUGAGUCAUGAUCACACCACUGCAAUUCCAGCUGGGCAGCAGAGCCAGACACUGUCUCGAGGAAAAACAAAAAAAGAACAAAAGCAUUUGGUAGAAUGUAGAACUAACCAGGGUAGGUAGUAGUAAACUAAAAGUAACAAGCCAAAAAAACGUGAAUAGACUAAUAGCCAUGAAACAAACUGAAAAGGGUAGUUCAAUACUCUGGCCUUUAUAAAAGUACCACAGACAAUUCAUGUAGUAUUUAAAUUGUUCUAGCAUAAAAUAAAAUGCAAUAAGACCUUCCAUCUUGUUCCAUGAGAUUGACAAGACAUGCCAAAACAUAAAAGUAUGUACACUGCAAUUAGUUUCUGAAUGUAGAUGUUACAACUUAAACUUAUUUUUAAAAUAUUUAAAAAUAGGAAGGCUAGACAUGCCUCUGUAUAGAAAAUCUGAUAAAAAUAUUUCUCCCUAAAUUGUAAAUUCAUUGAUAUUCCAAUAAAAAUUUCCAUCU